CAUCUUCUACUUUACUGCAAUACUCCAUUCUCCAACCUGCAAAAAGUGUGGAAAAAAAUGGCGGCAAUGAAGCUAAUAGCUCUUAAAUCAGCAUACAAAACAGCGUCGUUUCACUCAGGUUUUCAGCAAUUCCCACAUCGUCGGAACUAUGUCCGCGCGUUUUCAGCAAUCAUGUCUCCGCCUUCAAUGGCGGUCGUUUACGACCAACAUGGCCCACCUGAUAAACUCACCAGAAUAGUAGAAAUUCCACCUGUUGAAAUCAAAUCAAAUGAUGUUUGUGUUAAAAUGCUUGCUGCUCCAAUUAACCCUUCUGAUAUCAAUCGAAUUGAAGGGGUUUAUCCAGUGAGGCCUGUGCCACCGGCGAUUGGAGGUUAUGAAGGUGUCGGAGAAGUAUAUACGGUAGGGAGUGGUGUAAAGGAUUUAUGUCCUGGUGAUUGGGUCAUUCCUUCUCCUCCUUCCUUUGGAACAUGGCAAUCCUAUAUCGUAAAGGAGCAGAGUGUAUGGCACAAAAUAAACAAAGACACACCUAUGGAGUAUGCUGCUACAGUCACCGUCAAUCCUUUGACUGCAUUUAGAAUGCUUCAUGACUUUGUCCAACUGAACUCCGGUGAUGCAAUUGUGCAAAAUGGGGCAACAAGCAUGGUUGGGCAGUGCAUCAUUCAGCUUGCUCGGCUUCAAGGAGUCCAUAGCAUCAACAUUAUUAGAGACAGGGCCGGGGCUGAUGAAGUGAAGGAAAAUCUCAAGAAGCUUGGGGCAGAUGAAGUUUUUACUGAGAGCCAACUGGAAGUAAAGAAUGUCAAGGAUAUGCUGGGGACUUUGCCUGAACCAGCAUUGGGAUUUAACUGUGUUGGUGGCAAUGCUAGUACUUUGGUUCUCAAAUUUUUGAGAAAUGGAGGAACUAUGGUGACAUAUGGUGGAAUGUCCAGGAAGCCUGUUACUGCGUCUACUUCAUCUUUCAUAUUCCAGGAUCUUUCCUUGAGGGGAUUCUGGCUGCAGAAAUGGAUGAGUACAGAUAAAGCUACUGAAUGCAGAAUUAUGAUUGAUCAACUUUUAGAUUUGAUGCGAGAUGGAAAGAUAAAAUAUGACAUGGAGCUUGUUCCUUUCAAAGAAUUUCAUUCAGCACUGGAUAAGGCGCUCGGGAAACAGGGUAGCCAACCUAAACAAGUCCUCACAUUCUGAUUGCAGCGUUAUGGGCUAGUGUGGUUUCUAAAUCUGAGAGUCUUGGUCGGAGACUCGGAGUGUUCACUUAUGGAAUGGCAAUUACAUUGAAAGUUAUAGAAAUCAGAGAUUCUGUUGAGCUCAUCCUAAACUUGUGCAUCGUAAAUCUUGUAUACUUGUUGAUAUGUCGAUUCUCACGUUGCAUCUUGCAUACGUACAGAACGCUAUACAGAAAUUAACAGUUGCUUGACUUGUUAAAUGCUUUGUAGGUUAGUUAGAAGAGAUUAUCAUAACAUUAUGGUUUAUGGGGAAUGGGAUAGCUCAGAACUGAUUCCAGGAUCAAUUGUAUUGAACCCAAAUCAACUUUGAUUCCGUUUUUUAAAAACUAGUUUUCGAGAUCAAGAAUUGUUCAUUAGAAGGAUGGAUUAUUAAUAUUGUCACUGUUAUAAUUUCGAGA
This is a messenger RNA of Beta vulgaris subsp. vulgaris (sugar beet), 1615 nucleotides long. RefSeq names its product enoyl-[acyl-carrier-protein] reductase, mitochondrial. Gene Ontology annotation, biological process: fatty acid metabolic process. Gene Ontology annotation, cellular component: mitochondrion. Gene Ontology annotation, molecular function: trans-2-enoyl-CoA reductase (NADPH) activity. The coding region runs from base 58 to 1179 and encodes 373 amino acids. The transcript is spliced from 10 exons. The record is from RefSeq and is a predicted model, not a curated record. NCBI's taxonomy places the organism in Eukaryota, Viridiplantae, Streptophyta, Magnoliopsida, Caryophyllales, Amaranthaceae.